CCAGUCGGAACGUUUUCAGUGUAGCACACCGCUACUGUCAUGUCGGCGCUGAAGUCAGGACGCUCACUGUUUGAGUAGUCAAAAUUCUGUUUAAAAUAACUAAUUCAGUUAUUUUUAUAUUCAAGAAUACAUUGAUUUGAGAUUGUGUAUUAAGAGAAACGCGGUAACCAUCACAGUAUCGAUUUAUGAGGUAACGUUAAAUUUGAGCCAUGUCAUCACUAUCAGAGGAGGUGCUGCUGGUGGUGAAAAAGGUUCGCCAGAGGAAGCAGGAUGGCACACUUUAUCUGAUGGCUGAACGUAUAGCCUGGGGUCCAGAGGGCAAAGACCGCUUCACAGUCAGCCACUUAUAUGCAGAUAUUCGCUGUCAGAAGAUCAGCCCAGAUGGUAAAGCCAAAAUUCAGCUCCAGCUGGUGCUUCACACUGGCGAGAGUACCACAUUCCACUUUUCCAAUGAGAGCAGUGCACUCAAAGACAGAGAUGCUGCCAAGGAGCUGCUGCAGCAGCUGCUGCCCAAGUUCAAGAAGAAAGCCAACAAGGAACUGGAGGAGAAAAACAGGAUGCUUCAAGAAGAUCCAGUGCUUUUUCAGUUGUAUAAGGAUCUUGUGGUGAGCCAGGUGAUCAGUGCAGAUGAAUUCUGGGCCAACCGGUUAGGAGACAUAAACAACGCAGAUCCCACUUUAUCCAACAAUAAACAGGAAGUUGGUAUAUCUGGAGCCUUUCUGGCAGACAUUAGACCUCAGACAGAUGGCUGCAAUGGCUUGAGAUAUAAUCUGACAGCUGACAUUAUUGAAUCCAUCUUCAGAACAUACCCUGCAGUGAAGGAGAAGUAUAGUGAAAAUGUGCCUCAUAACCUGACGGAGAAGGACUUCUGGACCCGCUUUUUCCAGUCCCAUUAUUUUCACAGAGACCGCAUCAACACAGGAACACAGGAUAUCUUCUCAGAGUGUGCCAAGCAGGAUGAAAAGGGGUUAAAGUCUAUGGUGGUUCAAGGAGUGAAGAAUCCUUUAGUCGACCUCCUGUCGUUAGAGGAUAAAACAUUAGACGAGGGUUAUGGAUUUUGCAAAACAUUUCCAUCAACUUCCAAUUCGAACAGGACAGUAAAAGAGAGCAGCAACUCUGCCAUUAUAAAGCGGUUCAACCAUCACAGUGCCAUGGUGCUGGCAGCAGGCUCACGCAAGGGGGAAACACCAGCUGACCACGCUAGUGAGACGAGCAGUACAGAUGGAAACUCAAGGGAUUCUGACUUCUUCCAGCCUCCUGUAAAGAAGGUUAAAUUACAAGAAGUCAUAGAAUAUGAAGAUCUGCAAAGGGAAAACAGACCAAAAACAAUUGCAUUAAACCUCAAGAAGUCUGACAGGUAUGCUCAUGGUCCUGUGCCACUUCAGUCCCAACACUAUACGACAAGUCAGGAUAUCAUCAACUCUGUCAACUACAUCCGGCAUGAGAUGCUUAAUUACAAACCCAACCUCACUCAGGUGUUGUCCAGCACAACAGCCAGUUCUGCCAUUGCAGCACUUUCUCCAGGUGGCGUCCUCAUGCAGGCAGCAACACAGCAAGCCAUAAAUCAAAUGGUACCUACUGAGGUUCAAGGAGAGUUGAAGCAUCUUUAUGUAGCUGCUGGAGAGUUGUUGAGACACUUCUGGUCCUGUUUUCCUGUAAACACGCCAUUUUUAGAGGAGAAGGUGAUGAAAAUGAAGUCAAACCUCGAGAGAUUUCAGAUGACCAAGCUUUGUCCUUUUCAGGAGAAGAUUCAGCGUCAGUACUUAAGUACAAACCUCACAGGGCAUUUGGAGGAAAUGUUGCAGACAGCCUAUCGCAAGUUCCAUGUCUGGCAAACCCGCCGCAUGUUGAGGAAAACCUGAGGUCUGAUGCUUUGUCAAAGAGAGGACAAGGAAGACAUUACAGUAUAUGGACAAGUGACCUGAGAAGUUUUUCCAGACUGCUGUGUAGAGAACACAGAUCACAGCCUGAUGGGACAAGAUUCACAGAGGCUUAAUGAGGAUAUAGAUGGACGCUGCUACAUCCCCAACUGUUCAACCGAGACUAACUGAAUCUCAGUCAGAAAUAACUGUAAUUUGUUUCUUUAUCUUUUGUUUGUCUUUUCUCAAUGGUUGAGAGAUUGGUGCCGGUAAUGGUUAAAUGGGACUUUUUAAAAUGGUGUAAUAUGACCAAAUUUCAAAUGGAAAAUUAGAAAGGCACUCAGGAAAGGCUGAUGUGUGAAAUGCAAGCAGAGGACAGCCAACACGUGUUUCGUCAGUGCACAGAGCAGACAAAUAGAGCUACAAGGAGCCCCUCUGAGCAUUGUCAAUUUGGGGAACAAAGUUCCAAAAAAUCUGAAGCAAAAGGUGAAGUGAAUAUAGCAAUACUGAAAAGACUGUGUGUGUGUGUGUGUGUGUGUGUGUGUGUGUGUGUGUGUGUGUGUGUGUGUGUGUGUGUGUGUGUGUGUGUGUGUGUGUGUGUGUGUGUGUGUGUGUGUGUGUGUGUGUGUGUGUGUGUGUGUGUGUGUGUGUGUGUGUGUGUGUGUGUGUGUCACACAGUCACUGGUCUGUAAUGUCUGCACCUUCUGUCUGCACUGAAGACAUUAAUGUCACUGAAUUAAAGUGAGCUUUUGUUCAUACCUCUGUC
Perca fluviatilis (European perch) is the source of this 2625-nucleotide messenger RNA. It is a transcript of the gene gtf2h1, whose product is annotated as general transcription factor IIH, polypeptide 1. Gene Ontology annotation, cellular component: transcription factor TFIIH holo complex; transcription factor TFIIH core complex. Bases 210 to 1862 code for a protein of 550 amino acids. Gene Ontology annotation, biological process: transcription by RNA polymerase II; nucleotide-excision repair; transcription by RNA polymerase I. The transcript is spliced from 15 exons. NCBI's taxonomy places the organism in Eukaryota, Metazoa, Chordata, Actinopteri, Perciformes, Percidae. The record is from RefSeq and is a predicted model, not a curated record.